AUGAUGUCAUUGGACAAUCCUCUCAUAGACAGCGCCCCUCUAGCAAAGGAGAAAGAAACCCUCAAGAGCUCUGCAGUUUCAAUUAGCUCUACUGAAACUGCGGAGACGCUGAUCGAUACCCCAGGCUCAUUCAUACCCGGUCGCUCUCUACUCAUUGACGCUCGUGGAAAGGCACUUCUGCGUCUACCCACCCCACCCUCACAACUCGAAAUCCACAUUUAUAACUCAGAUGGGUCGCUCGCAUACGUAUCCACACGCAAGAAACGCUUCUCGGGCAAUUCGACUCUCUCAUCGCCCGAGCGCGGCGAAAUAAUAUUCACCGAAUACUUUUGCGGCCCCAGUAGGGAACCUUUCAUUCAUCUUCUAAAUGCGUCAGAGAAAUCUUCUCCGCAGAUGAAAGCCCAAGGGAAAUACACGUCCCGAACGACGAACUUCUCUGCACCGGAUGGGUCCGCCUUCGAAUGGAGGUAUGUAAAGGAACGUGGCCCAGAUGGGAAGAAGGAAAAAUUUGUUGUGCUGGAGAAGCUGGAAGUUGCCGGCCGCAGAAGAGUCGCACACCUGCUGCGGAAUAAACAGACAAUGCCACCUAAGACGUCAAGGUGUACAGCAGGGAACGGUGGAGAGCUUGUAUUUGAUCAACAUGCAUCCGAAGUGAUAGAUGAAGCGUUGAUUGUGGCUACUUGUCUGCUGAUGUUGAAGAAGGAGACUGAUCGCCAGAGGGCUCUGCAGGCAUUUGUGCUCUUCGCUGGUGUUGCUGGUUCAUAA
Messenger RNA from Histoplasma mississippiense, 765 nucleotides. RefSeq lists its product with no specific name. The coding region runs from base 1 to 765 and encodes 254 amino acids. The transcript has a single exon. The record is from RefSeq and is a predicted model, not a curated record. NCBI's taxonomy places the organism in Eukaryota, Fungi, Ascomycota, Eurotiomycetes, Onygenales, Ajellomycetaceae.